Cucurbitaria berberidis CBS 394.84 is the source of this 429-nucleotide messenger RNA. Its product is annotated as ribosomal protein S9. NCBI's taxonomy places the organism in Eukaryota, Fungi, Ascomycota, Dothideomycetes, Pleosporales, Cucurbitariaceae. The transcript is spliced from 3 exons. Gene Ontology annotation, biological process: maturation of SSU-rRNA from tricistronic rRNA transcript (SSU-rRNA, 5.8S rRNA, LSU-rRNA); translation. The coding region runs from base 1 to 429 and encodes 142 amino acids. The record is from RefSeq and is a predicted model, not a curated record. Gene Ontology annotation, molecular function: RNA binding; structural constituent of ribosome. Gene Ontology annotation, cellular component: ribosome; cytosolic small ribosomal subunit.
AUGGCUUCUCAAAGCGUGCAAUGCUUCGGCAAGAAGAAGACCGCCACUGCUGUCGCUCACUGCAAGGCCGGCAAGGGCCUCGUUAAGGUCAACGGAAAGCCUCUUUCUCUCGUCGAGCCUCAGAUCCUCCGAUUCAAGGUGUACGAGCCCAUCCUAAUUCUCGGCAUUGACAAGUUCGCCGACGUUGACAUCCGUGUCCGCGUUUCCGGUGGUGGACACACUUCCCAGAUCUACGCCAUCCGUCAAGCCAUCGCUAAAUCCAUCAUCGCCUACUACCAGAAGUACGUCGACGAGCACUCGAAGAACCAGCUCAAGCAGGCGCUCGUCCAGUACGACCGCACACUGCUUGUUGCCGACAACAGGCGGUGCGAGCCCAAGAAGUUCGGCGGUCCCGGUGCGCGUGCGAGGUACCAGAAGUCGUACCGUUAA